GUGUUCCCAACGUCAGCGACGCCACCGCCACCGCCAUGCCAGGGAUGAUGACGAGAGGCCAGCGCCGGGCCUUGGGCAUCGCGUCCCAGCCACAGUGGCCAGCGGACCGUGCCGACGCCUUGAUGGACGAGCUCGAAGAGCUGAUUGACCAAGAUGCUACGUACUCGUCCGACGAUGAAGACUCGACCGUGGACAUGGACGCGGACGAGAGCAGCGACGACGAGAGCGACGAUGGCGAUGUGGGCCUCUCUCCGCUGCAAUGGGCCAACGACAUUCCCGUGCCCAAGCCCGCGCGGUCGGCGGCGCGACGUACUGCAGACACGCGGUCCUGGCUGCGGCUCUUGCUCGAAAACGUGUUUUGGUCGACCAUUGGCGGUGCGACGCUACUGCCGCUACUGCUGUACCGCUGCCUCUACGCACCGUAUUGGCCGCUGCGGUGUCGAUCUAUCUUUUCGUUCCUCUGGACGGUCCUCCUCAACUGGGUUGCGCUCGGUCUGGUUGCGUCCCUGGCCUUUGCCAGCGCCUGCGACGCCCAAGGCUUCCUCGCAGGGCGUCUCUUCAAGUGGCCACCGAGCGUAGCCGCCAUUGAGGCUUGUAUCGCCGAACACAAUGUCAUGGAGCUCCUCGCGCCGUGCCUCGCCUCGCAGUCACUAGCGUGCUUGCCCCUCGACGGCGUGUCGCUAGCGUCGGUGUACACGCCACUGCUGCAAGCGCUGCUAGCGCUGCUCGUCCUGCUUUUGCUGGGCCUCCGCUUCUACUCGAGCCGUGUGAAAGCCAUUCUCUUUCUCCUCUUUGCCGGCCACCACGGCUGGAAGAAGCUGGAUGGGUUCACAGCGCGGUCGUCGUCGGCGUUGACAGGCCUCGAGCCGUCGUUUGCAUAUGCCAACGAGCCCAUCUCGGUGCUCUUGGACGGCUACGGGCUGCACGAAGGCGCGUACGUGGGCUGGAUCCCGUACUGGGCGUGUGGCAAGGACCAGACGGCGUGUCCCGUCGAGUCUGUGACCCGGCUCCACCACGGCAGCGUCGCCGUGACGUUUGCGACGGUCGACGAGUACAUCCCGUGCUACUAUCGUGCCCCGGUGCACGAGAACCACGACGAGCUCCGCAUGCAAAACCUCGCGUCGCACGUGUACACGUGCUUCCACGAGCUCCGUCUUGUGGUCAAGGACCGGAAGAGCCAGCCGGGGUGGUCGCUCCAUGCCCACGAGUUAUAAUUCUGUAAUCUCUCCGUCUGCCCCUGUUCAAGUUGUUACGAAUCUGAGUUUGGUACUCUCUCAACAACUCUGCCAUAAGCAACGUUGAAGCGUCGCCAGCGUUAAUUGGGUAUAUUGUACAUACUAGAGUCGACGUGGUCUCAACGCCGCCCGCCGGGCAUGACGCGGCCAACCUUGGGCACAGCCUUCUUGCCAAUCAGCGAGUCUUUCUUGACUGGG
This is a messenger RNA of Saprolegnia diclina VS20, 1433 nucleotides long. RefSeq lists its product as hypothetical. The record is from RefSeq and is a predicted model, not a curated record. NCBI's taxonomy places the organism in Eukaryota, Oomycota, Saprolegniomycetes, Saprolegniales, Saprolegniaceae. The coding region runs from base 36 to 1214 and encodes 392 amino acids. The transcript has a single exon.